Molecule: messenger RNA, 8344 nt
Organism: Ahaetulla prasina
Lineage: Eukaryota; Metazoa; Chordata; Lepidosauria; Squamata; Colubridae
Gene: SPECC1
Product: sperm antigen with calponin homology and coiled-coil domains 1
Exons: 15
Coding region: 196-3372 (1058 amino acids)
Biological process (GO): actin cytoskeleton organization
Cellular component (GO): microtubule organizing center; filamentous actin
Molecular function (GO): protein binding
Source: RefSeq, a predicted model, not a curated record
UUAUUUUUUUAUUUUCCAUCAGCCCAAAGAAGAAGGAGGAGGAGGCGGAGAAGAAGCAACAGAGAAGCAGGCAGUUUUUUCUGCGGCUGCUUGCUUGCGAUGUGGUUUUUCUGCUGGGGAGUUUCCUGAGCCCGGACUAGCCUUCCUCCCUAGCCUGGCCGGCUGCGGGGCAGACGGAGGAAGCGCGCCCCGUGGAUGCCACCCAGCGCAAGGGGCUCCCAGCAAGGCGAGGCUUCUUCCCGCCGCACAAUGAAGGGGGCAGCCAGAUCAUGGGGAGUAGCGGCCAAACCGGGGAGCCACGUCACCGACCGAGGAGGAAAACCAGCGCCUGCCGCCACGGGCGGGAUGAGACCCUCCAAAUCUUCUACCUCGCUGGCGUUCGACUCGCGGCUGAGCAAGCUGAAGAGAGCCAGCAGUGAAGACAUGCUGGCCAAGCCGGGACUUGUCACCCCCUCGGGAGGCUCCAGGCUGAAGAAGACCAUCACCACGGGGGCCAUCUCGGAGCUGGCCGAGAAUCGCCUGAGACCCUGCCCAGGUCCCGCCCCGUCCUCGAAGCGCACGGGGAUCCCUGCGCCGCGGGAGCUGCCGAGCGCCGUUGCCCGAGAAAAGGCGGUCCUAAGACCCAGGAAAGCUCAGCCCAGUCCGACGUCUUCUGGGGCACCCACCCCCACCAAGCAUUCUCGGCCGUCCCUCAAGCCCAAGAAUGAGGCGGAAGUUGGCGACAAGGCGGGCCUGGCGUCCCAAGUCAAGGAGCUGCUGGCCGAGGCCAAGACGAAAGACUCGGAGAUCACGAAACUCCGUAACGAGCUGAAGAAGCGUCAAGACAAGGAGUUGGCCAACCUCCCUGGUUUGGUGGAGGCGGCGGUGGAUGGUCUUCCAUCCGAGGUGGAGUCCUUCAUCCAGGCCCUCCAGGAGAAGAACAAGACCUUCCAAAGGGAUCUUCUCCACCUUGGCGAGGAGAACCGACUCUUGAAGGAGAAGCUAAACCAACGGGAACAUUCGCCCCUCUCGGACACCAGCAGCAGCCUGCCCACCCCGACCACGCAGGAGUCCAGUUUUGGCAGCCCGACUCAACCGUCCCUUUGCAGCAACCCCACCAGCGGCAGCCCCUGUGUCAACGGGCCGCCGCUGCGCAACUCAGGGUCAUCCAGCAGCGAUGUGACCAAAGCGUCCUUGUCCCCCGACGCCUCGGAUUUCGAGCACAUCGUGGACGUCCCCUCCAGGCCUCCGUCCACCGGCAGCAACGUCUUCAAGAGCUCGAGAUGCUCCACCUCGGGGAGCUCGCCCAACAAUGCCAGCGACCUCUCGGUGGCCUCUCUCACCGAGCGGAUCCAGCGGAUGGAGGAGAAUCACCACUGCACGGCGGAGGAGCUGCAGGCCACCCUGCAGGAGCUGUCUGACCAGCAACAGGUGGUUCAGGAGCUGACGGCGGAAAACGAGAAGCUGGCCGAAGAGAAGGCCAUGCUGGAGAGGUCCUUCUGCCAACACCGGGAGCGAGCCGAGCAGCUGAGCCAAGAGAACGAGAAGCUGACCGCCCUCCUGCAGGAUCGCCCAAAAAUGGACGAGAGCAAAGCCAAGGUUCACGAGCUGGAGCUGAGAUGCGCCGAGCUGCAGGAGAAGGCCCAGUUUGAGCGCGAGAAGAUGCUCAACAUCCAACAGCAGCUGACCAGCAGUUUGAGGAGCCUGGAGAGGGAACAUCAAGAGGCCCAAGUGGCGGUCAAGAACCUGGGAGAGGAAGCCAAGCGGCUGGGCGGCCAACUGGAGACCGAACGGCUGAACAACGGCAGCUUAGCGAGGACCCUGGAAGACUGCAAGGUCCAGCUGGAAGGUUUAAAGAUCGAGAGCGAGUCGCUGCGGUCCCAGCUAGACAGCGAGAAGCGGAAAUCGGCCGCUAUGGAUGCCAUGGAGCAGGCGGCCGGCCGCUCGGACGUGCACGAGGUGCUGCGUGGGAUCCGAGCCGAGCGAGACCAGUUGGAACGAUCCUGCACGGAGCUGCGGCAGGAGCUGCUGAAGGCCCACAGCGAGGUGAAGACGCUGCAAGGGCAGCUGGCCAAGGUGGAGAAGGAAGGGGAGGAGCUGAAGGCGACGUGCGCGGGGCAGGCGGAGCAGCUGACUCAGACGGCCCUGAGGCUGCAGGAGAAAAACGCGGAAAGCGAAGCGGAGCUGAAGAACCUGAAGGAGGCCAUCUUCGAGCUGGAGGACCAGGUGGAGCAGCACCGGGCCGUCAAACUGCACGACGACCAGAUCAUCGGCGACCUGGAGAAUAACCUGCUCAAGUUGGAAGAUCAGAAGCUGGAACUGGAGAGACAACUGAAGAUGCUGAAUAAACAAAUUAAGGAGGAGACGGAGGAAUGGCACCGCUUCCAAGCCGACCUGCAGACCGCCGUGGUCGUGGCCAACGACAUCAAAUGCGAGGUGCAGCAAGAACUGCGCGCCGUCAAACGGCGCCUCCUGGAGGAGGAGGACAAAACUGCACGGUUGCAGAAGGAACUGGAGGAAGUCCAAGGAGGAAGCAGCCGGUUGGCACCGGACUCCAUCAACGGUACGGAGAUAGAAGCCAGCAAUCACUGGCCGGGGGUCGCAGUCAGUCGUCUUUCGCCAACCCCGCCGGAGUCGCUGGCCACCGUCAAAUCGCUGAUCAAGUCUUUUGAUUUGGGGUGCUCAGGAAGUACCGGGCAAAGCGUGCCCAUCCACAAGGUCUGCCGGAGUCCUCUCAGCAACAUCCCCACCCGGACGGCUCCUGCGGCUGCUGUGUCGCCCAUCCAGCGACAUUCCACAUUUACCAACCCCAAAUCGGGUGGGAAAACUUUAUCCAAGCACACGGAUCUUCUGGAACUCCCUUUGGGUGAUCUGCUCAAAGGGAGGAAUGAGGAGAUGAAACCGGACCCUUUCCUGCGCAAGAGCCCCUCCCUCGAAUCGCUCAGCAAGCCCCCCACCCUGGCCUUCGCGGGAAGGAUCUUCACUUCCACGCCCAGCGGCUUGAAACCGCCCAGCAAACUCAGUGUGGAAAGGAAGGAUCCGCUGGCUGCGUUGGCGAGGGAAUAUGGCGGCUCGAAACGGAACGCGCUCCUGAAAUGGUGUCAGAAGAAAACCGAGGGGUACCCAAAUAUCGACAUCACCAACUUCAGCAGCAGUUGGAGUGACGGCCUGGCUUUCUGCGCCCUCUUACACACCUACCUGCCGGCUCACAUCCCUUAUCAAGAGCUCAACAGCCAAGACAAGAAAAAAAACCUCCUCCUGGCGUUCCAAGCGGCGGAAAGCGUUGGGAUCAAACCCAGUUUGGAGCUGAGCGAAAUCAUGUACACGGAUCGUCCAGACUGGCAAAGCGUGAUGCAAUACGUGGCACAGAUUUACAAAUAUUUUGAGACUUGAGGAAGAGGAGAAGAAGAGGCGGAGGAAGAGGAGAGGAGAAGUAUGAGCCACUGAACAAAUACCACCGAAGAAGCACUCAAUCACUUUAAAAGAGCCCCCCUUUUUUUCAGUUGAUUCCUGGUCGGCAAAGGACUGCCCGUGCCAGAUGCCAAGAUGUGCGAAGGUGGCAGAGUGCGCCUCUUCUUGGCUGGAAACUUUUACAAGGGCCAGAUGCCCGACCGUGCCAAAUAGAAAACAGAUACUCAAAGCCAAGAGGCCAACUUUGGCGCACAAGGACUCUGCACGUCACAUAAAAACAAUUCUCAUUAUUUUUCCUCCCACGCACACUAAACAGGGCUCCCAUUUUGCCCUGUCCUGCUGGGUCUCUCUUCUUUGUUCAGAAAACAAACGAACAGCCACCAGGAGCCGGGAACUCUGCAGAAGCGCAGGAACACCCUUGCCAGCCAUACUAAAAACAUCUUUCUGAAGGUUUCAAAUGCCACCAGCCUGGACCCACAGUUUACAUCUGGAUUAGAUUACAUCUAACGAGAUCUAAGGAAUGGCUCGGAGGGGGGGUUCGUUUUAAGAUGGCCCAGCCAAUCUGGAUUGACUCCUCUGCAGUGGCGUAUUCCCCCUGGGGGGGGGGUCUGUAAAAGUGGUGGAAGAGGGUAUCCAACCUAAGCAACGAAGACAAGACAUGGUCUAGUGCCGUAGUGGUGAACCUAUGGCAUGUGUGCCACAGGUGACACACGGAGCCAUAUUGGUGGGCACGUGAGCUCAACUCUGGAUCGCAUGUGCGCGCCGGCCAGCUGAUUUUCGGGCCUUCUGUGUCCAUCAGAAGUCACCGAACAGGUCAUUUCUGGCCUCUGGAGGGCCUCCUAGGGAUGGGGAAGGCGGUUUUCGCUCUCCCCAGACUCCUAGAAAGGCUCUGGAGCCUGCGGAGAGCGAAAAACAGGCCUACCGGGCCCACCGGGCCAUCAUGUGCCAAAAGCGGGGGCCGCGCGGGAGGGUGUCACGCACACAUGCACGGGGGGGCAUAGAAUUAUGGGUGUGGGCAUGCAUGCAUACGACACACACACCCCGCGCUCUCCCCGCUCUUGGCACACAAUAGCAAAAAAUUUAGCCAUCACUGAUUUAGUGUUUCUUCCCAACGAUGACACGAACGGGUUGCAGUUCUCAAAUUCUCCUUUUUGUGCAAUUGUUGUGUGGAUGGAAGGCCCCGUGGAAAUGGUGUUUGUAGACCCCGAGCAACGGGAAGAACUGGGAGGAGAUGCAGGGCUGGGCUCUUCAACUAGGGUUGCCAUGUCUUUUCGCCAGCCGGCGCUCCUCUGCUGUUCGUUGCUGGAUUCCGCCAGGCUGAAAUUCAUUCAGCAGUGUUUGUCCUUUGCAAGGCCGCUGGUGAAGAGAUGGGUAAACGUGUUGCACGCCGAACACCUCCGCGGCGUGCAACUGGUAAAAAGCCCAGGAGCAAAUUCAGAAAAUGUUGGUGAUUCCUAAAUUUAGGAUCCCUGUGAUUUAGGGAGCCCGGAGUCUUCCGUCUGACACUUGGAGAGUCGUCGGCUUCAUUAAUAAUAAGAGUUUGGCUGAUUUAUGUCAGUGUCCGGCUGAGUGCGCUUCAGCUGUCUGGUGUGAUUGAGAACGUCGGAAUCAAUCAAGGGACUCUCUGCCACUUUUCAGUGCCCUUUAAGGAUGGCUUGGUGGUGUCGUCUGGAUGGGAGUCUUAAGAUUUGAGCCAAGAUAGACGUGCCAGUCCUGUCGACCACCAUCGGCGUCUCGGAAUGGGUGGAACGUAGAAAGAGCAACAUCAAAGUUGUCAAAAGUAGUACGCUGUCUGGAUGGAAAAACACGUAGGGUGUCUUUGCGUUUCAGGAUCUCCCUCAAGUAAAAAGAUGGCAGCAACUGGAGUUGUGGAAAGGCACACAACGCUGUGGGGGACUCCCGGUAGCCAUCGGUGGUGAUGUUGUCAUGUUGCGAGCAAAUGCUAAUGCGGGUUCCUUCCUGCCGUGCAACUGGAAUCAUUUGGAGAUGGGAACAGGGAUGUAAACGAGGGAGCUUCGGAAGCCAGCGAGCUGGUCUCAGUGAGGUCUUGCAGUCACAUACACACACACGUACGCACACACCAUCCCUGUUGUUAAAGGGGAACAGUUGUUGUGUAGAAGUUCUGCUCUGUGCACCUCGUUCGCAUCUCCUCCACUGUCUACAUGAGCUCAGUCCUGGGUCCCUCCUUUGUCCCAGAUGCUGAUGAGGUGGGUAGAAUUGGAGGGCGGGCGUGGCCGAGGUCCUUGAGAUAAACUUGGGGAAUGUUGGCUUGUCUGAACUAGAAGAAGUGAACCCCAGGGGUCUCGGGAUCACCACCAUCUUUCCUGUAGCAAAUGGUACACUUUGGAAGUGAGCACGCGCAGCAGAUUCAAUACGGUCGAGAAAGUUAGUUUUGCGCAGCGGGGAAGUACUCCAGGACAUUUUGUGACGGAUGGGUGCCAAUGGGGCAGGGGUGAUGCAUGGGCCAGUGCCACGAGUGUGCCCCCCCAAGCUUGGAGGGGGACGGUCUUGUGCAGGGGGAGGAGUUCCGGGCAUAAAAGGUAGAAAACGCAAGCGAGAAAGUGGUUAAAGUUGAGAAGGUUUGAGGUGGACCCUCGGUGGUUGCAAAAAUGUAGGUUGGCAUCGCUGGAUGAGGUCAGAGGUCAGGGGUGGGAAGGCGGGUGGGCAGAGUAGCCAUCCAAAAGGAAGCAAAGGUGCCACUUAAGGGAAUUUGCACGUGCCUUAAAGAAAGGGAAGCGUGGCUGUGCCGGAACCGGCUGUCCGGUUGGAGAAAUGUAGAACCAGAGGGUACGGGACCGCAAAAUUGCUCCGCGCUUGUUUUUUCCGAGUUUUGUCUGAUUUGAGUUUCCCUCUCUCCUCCAAAGGAACCUUAGAACUGCAAGGGUCCCCCAAAGUAAUCUAGUCCACCCCUCACCCCCAAAUCAUUUUAGAUAGAUGGCUCUCCGGCUUUGAUUUGCAGAUCUCUGUGGACGGGUUUUUGCUGGCAACCUCAGGAAAGGGCUAUCUUUUCUUUCACAGGACAUCUUCACGAUUGCGGCCAGACUCUCCUUGCUCCCACCUCUUGAGGACUAGUAGCUUAAGAGAAUGCUUUAAGAAAAAUACAGGAUUCACUACCCCAGGGCUGGGCUAAACCACCUUUCUGGGACCACCCCAAGAUUAAUGGGGUUCGCCGUCCCGCAGGAGGGCUUAUCUUUUUUUUGAACAAGCCAGAAAAAUGUAGAAGGUUGCUUCUUCCAAGCAACCAGCUAGAAGCCAUGAUUAGUUUCCAGAAUUGUAAACCAGUUAAAAGAAGCUGGUUAGUCCUAGGAGAGCUCCCCUUCCCCUUUCUCCUUGGUCACUAAAUUGAUUCCUUUAUUUCAUUUGUUCGAUUUGUAUAGCUUCCCCUCCGAAUGUCUCUGGGCGGCUGUAAGAAGAGAGAACGUUAAUUUUUGUCUUUUCACGACUACCUCUUUUUCCCAACCCAGAUUUAGGGCACGUCCCGGGUGUUUCUGUGCAAAACAUGCUUCAGGGAUUCUGUGUCGGUGUUUUGCACGCCCGGAUCCAGAAGUUGCCUCGCCUUAGGGUCAAAUUAGGAUACGCUCACUGCUCGCCACUGCAUCCUUGCAGAACCGACAAGACAAGAUGGCGGCCACUGCCUGCAAUCCAAGCCCCGCGUCGCAAUACAAAAAGGGGCGGGGUUCCAACUGCAUGGAUUGGGUGGCCAUCUUGACUUUUUUGACCCCUAAUGGCGGAGACCCCGGCAUUCAACAACAGUUUGGAGCCUCUCCGUUCUCCGAUGGUUCACCGGCUCUAUCCCUUGUCUGUACGGUUCUCCUCAGGAGCUGGCCGGAUGUCGUCAAAAUUGCAAAGAUGGUGGCCGCCACUGCCUGUCUUUUAUCGGCGGUGAUCAUUAUUUCGAUCGUACCCUGCAGAUUCCACUAGUUCCCGCAGAUUUGCCCAGUAAAAUGCGCUCGGCAGCACACUAGUCCUCUGCAAGGCACUCCCAAUUGCUCCGGAAGCCAGAAAUGUUGGUAUCCCAGGCAUAAAUGCAAUAUCUCUCAACCUUGGUGACUUACAAGAUGUGUGGACCACAAUUCCCAGAAUUCCCCUUACUGGGGAAUUCUGGGAAUUGAAGUCCACGCAUCUUUUAAGUCACCAAGGUUGGGAAACACAACAUAUUAAUGGGUUUUUCAGCAGGACCGCCGAUUUCUACGGCCCGCCGUUCAUUUUUACUGUAAUUUUUUUCAGUCCUUUGUCCUCCAAAAACAACAACUUUGCACAUGUGCCAAAUUUUGUUGCCAGAUGUGGUUUCUCCCUCUCUCUUUCUCCUCCCCCCCACCCCCCACCCUCUUCCUCAACCAGGUUUUUCUUGACACGGGCUUGAUGUUCGCCCUCAAAUGACAAAACUGCCGAGAAUUUGCAUCUCCGUCCGGUGAAGGAUGCGAAGGGCAAGUUUCGAACUGAGAGCACACCAGAAUGUACGGACGCUGUGCGGCAAAUUUGGCCAAGCCUGGAUGUGCUUGCCACCAAGUUUUUUAUUUAAACACACACACACCCAACAGAUUAACGUUAUUGAAGCCGUUAGCGCAGGGUCUGCCUAAUAUUUCUAAUAAAAACAUUUUCUUUCCAAAACUGGCUGGGUGUAUUGUGAUUGUCUGAAUUUGCUGUCCUUCCUCCUGACGGACACGUGUCUCCGUCAGGGGACACUUUUGAUUUUAUUUUCAUUUGAUGGGAUUCAAAGUGGUUCAGUGGCUAAGACGCCAAGCUUGUCGAUCGAAAGGUUGGCAGUUCAGCGGUUCGAAUCCCUAGUGCUGCCGCGUAACAGGGUGAUUUCCGGUCACUUGUCCCAGCUUCUGCCAACCUAGCAGUUCGAAAGCAGGUAAAAAAUGCAAGUAGAAAAAUAGGGACCGCCUUUGGUGGGAAGGUAACAGCGUUCCGUACACCUUUGGCGUUGACUCAUGCCGUCCACAUGACC